Messenger RNA from Aspergillus saccharolyticus JOP 1030-1, 1554 nucleotides. RefSeq names its product putative cyclin-dependent protein kinase complex component. The coding region runs from base 1 to 1554 and encodes 517 amino acids. Gene Ontology annotation, molecular function: protein kinase binding; cyclin-dependent protein serine/threonine kinase regulator activity. The transcript is spliced from 2 exons. Gene Ontology annotation, cellular component: cyclin-dependent protein kinase holoenzyme complex; nucleus. Lineage: Eukaryota; Fungi; Ascomycota; Eurotiomycetes; Eurotiales; Aspergillaceae. The record is from RefSeq and is a predicted model, not a curated record. Gene Ontology annotation, biological process: regulation of cyclin-dependent protein serine/threonine kinase activity.
AUGCUGGGAGGCGCCAUACCUACUUCGGAAUCUGGCUAUCGAUCUUCCUCGCAGGCCCAAGCCUCGCUCCAACCUUCGUCACAUCUGGAGACCGGCGGCGCCUCUAGGUCGGCCUCGUCUCACACCACCCCCACCUCGUCCACAGCCCCGCCGUCAACGUCCGCCUCAGCUCGCCUCCCCUCCCACCAAACCACCCAGGAUGUUCCGCCUUAUAUCUAUCACCCUUCCGACUCGAAUUCUUACCCCUCAUCACGGGCCUCCUCAACCACCUCGGGUAUAAUAACCGCCCACCCGAACUCAGCAUCAAUGACCACAACCACCAGCGGUAGCCAUACAUCUCGCUCCGAUAUUCACGCCCACGCCGCACCUCAAACGUAUGCCCCUCAUGUCACCGCCAGCCAUGCAUACGCGACCGCGACAUCUGCGCCACACAGCCGAAAUCACUCCUCCCCAGCAUCACCGCAGCUGAGGCCCACCCAUCAGUCUCUGCGCUCCUUAGGCGGCUCGGAGGCAAAUUCACCCAGUCGCAUCCGAGUACGCGAUCUGUCCCAUAUACAAAGCUUUGCAAGUCAGGAAAUGUUGGCACACCGAGAUUGCAUGACGGGUCAGUGGGGAUCCCGAGAGCGCCAGUACGAAAUCAGUUCCAUGCCGGUCACGGACAUCAUCGAGAUGGUGGCUGGGCUCUUGACAAAAAUUACUACUACCAACGACAUGCACCAUGAGCACAUCCAUCGCCACAUACCACCCCCGGACGGGACCUCUAAUCUCAGCCCGCAGGCCGCUAGUGUUCUUGCCUUCCACGGCAAGAAUGUGCCGAGUAUCAGCAUUCUCAGCUAUUUGACGAGGAUUCAUAAAUAUUGUCCCACGACUUACGAAGUCUUCCUCAGUCUUCUGGUGUAUUUUGAUCGUAUGACGGAGUUGGUCAACCGGGUCCAGCUUGAGCGAUUACGGCGUCGCCAGGCCCGAUCGGCUGCUUCAUUGGGGAUUAAUGGUGACCGGCCUCAGACUUCCCAGCUGUCGACGACAGAUGCAUCUCCAUUGGCAACUCCGCCGUCAUCAGCGAAUUUUGCCCCCCAGGACCCGUCCACACCCUCGUCCUUAUCACCGUCUCUAGAUCCUCAGGACGAGGACGAGGCGCUUUCCCACUUCUUCAUCGUCGAUAGCUUCAAUAUUCAUCGGCUAGUCAUCGCAGGCGUGACUUGUGCCAGUAAAUUCUUCUCGGACGUUUUUUACACAAACUCGCGAUAUGCAAAGGUUGGGGGUUUACCAUUGGUUGAGCUCAACCAUCUGGAGCUUCAAUUUCUUCUCUUGAAUGACUUUCGUCUUUCGAUUCCUGUGGAAGAGCUUGAGGCGUAUGGCACAAUGCUGGUAGAGUUUUACGCUCGGGAGAUCGUUUCGCAGCAGCAGCAGCAGCAACAAUCGCAAACGGGCAUACCUCGUUCAAUACACGCCGCUCCAACAAUGGACUCUCAGUCCGACGGGAUGUACAUGCGCACGCGGGAGAAGCACCGACCCGAUCAGCCGGAGGUUCGCCAAACCCCCACUCCACCCUAG